Molecule: messenger RNA, 4990 nt
Organism: Girardinichthys multiradiatus
Lineage: Eukaryota; Metazoa; Chordata; Actinopteri; Cyprinodontiformes; Goodeidae
Product: gastrula zinc finger protein XlCGF57.1-like
Exons: 2
Coding region: 600-2129 (509 amino acids)
Source: RefSeq, a predicted model, not a curated record
ACCGGAAGUAUAAAUGUUAGCUUGAGUUGCUAAAUCGGGAUUAAAUCGUAUGUUGUAGACUCUUUACUCGACAGUCACCGGAAGGAUUUUUCUUUCACUCGUUUGUUUUGAGGCGCUGUGAAUAUUUCUACUUAUUGAAGGUUGCAUUGCAUUAUGUAGGUAGCCUUCUUUAGCAAAGUGAAUUGAUUGUUGGCCACAUUGGCUAAAGCAGCUAACAGCAGAGAUUUAAUCGGUGUUUCCGAUUUUGAAGCUUUUAAAAGUUCAUGGUUUAGUGUUACAAGACCAGUCCACAUUCUACGUCUGUGAGACUGUGAGAGAAGACCACGUCGUCUGUGGACACCUCCUCUAAGCCUUGUUGUUCAGAUGAGGACCGAGACACUGGGGACAGUUACAGAGUGGAACCAGAACUAUCAGACUCUGCUUUGCAGCAUCGCUUCAGCAAUGCUGCGGUUUACCUUUUCUGUGAAUACACUGUUCAGAGGCUGCACAUAAAAAAGGCAGCACAUAAAAAUAGAUACAUGUUAUAUGACUGAAACCUGGAUCUUCGUGUGAAGUUAGCAAAAAGUAACGUGACCAAGAGAAUCUCAAGUGAGUCGAGGAUGUCUGAAAAGAUGAAGGUUGAAGCAGAAGACCCCGGAGGGCUCCGUUUAGUGCCCUCCAUACCUGCAGCAUCUCCAUCAGAACUGGAGCAGACACAAGAUGGGAAAGAUCGCAUCCAUCAGAUGUUGGCACUUAAAGAAGAGGUUCCCCAUAACUGGAGCUCCAAUUUGGACCAGCAAGAUUCAGAGCACACACACAUAAAGGAGGAAGAGGAGGAACUGUGGAUCAGUCAAGAGGAAGAGCAGCGUAAUGUGAAGAGUGAAGAUGAGGAGAAACCUCAGUUAUCAGAGCUUCAUCAAAUCAAAACUGAAGACAACAGUGAAAUAGAUGCUCCAACCAGACACUCAGCUGAGCAGUUGGAAACAAACCUCGAUGGACUGGACUGUGAAGGACCAGAACCGAACUGUAACCAAGAUCCAGGAUGUUCCUAUCAGAAAAGUAAGAUGAUGGUUGAAAGAAGAGGUAAAAGAUCUAAACUGCGUACUAAACUUAAGGCUCAGGGUCCAGUUCGUACAAGAGAGAAAUCAUUUGGUUGCAAUGUCUGUGGCAAAAGAUUCAAGCGUGAGACAAAUUUUAAAUUACACAUGAUGAUUCACAAUGAAAAGAGAGAACAUUUCUGUGAUCUUUGUAAUAAGGGAUUUAAAGUAAAGCGUUCUCUUCAAACACAUAUGAGAGUUCACACUGGAGAGAAGCCGUUUGCAUGUGAUGAUUGUGGUAGAAGGUUCCAUGCAAAGAGUAAUCUCACAAGUCACCUGAAGGUCCACUCAGAAGAAAAACCAUUUUCUUGUGAUGUUUGUGGUACAAGGUUUAUAAGAAAUGAAAAUCUUAAAAGACACAUGUGGAUCCACAGCACAGAGAAACCAUUUGUUUGUAGUGUUUGCAGUAAAGGAUUUUCACUGCAGCAGAGACUUGAAACUCAUAUGCGUGCUCAUAAGGGGGAGAAACUAUUUAUGUGCAGUGUUUGUAGUAAAGGAUUUUCCCGACAUGAGAAUCUAAAACGACACAUGCGUGUUCACACCGGAGAGAAACCGUUUAUCUGCAGUUUUUGCGGAAAAGGAUUUUCACUACAAGAGACGCUAAAGAGUCACAUGCGUGUCCACACAGGAGAGAAACCAUUUAUUUGCAGUAUUUGUAGUCAGGGAUUUUCUCUACAACAGAAUCUGAAGAGUCACAUGUAUGUUCACACAGGAGAAAAACCGUUUAUUUGUAGUGUUUGUAAUAAGGGAUUUUCACGACAUGUAUAUCUGAAAAGUCAUAUUAAAGUUCAUACAGCACCGUUUAGCUGUAGUGAUUGUAGUAAAUGUUUUAUGAAUGAAAUACAGCUACAGCGACAUGUAAGGUUUCACUCAGAGGAGAGGCCAUUUAGUUGUGAUGUCUGUAAAAGCAGAUUUAAUCAAAAGAUUCAUCUUGAAAGUCACAUGAAAGUCCAUUCAGGAGACAAACCAUUUGCUUGUAGUGUUUGCAAUAAAGCAUUUUCACGACCUGGAGAUCUGAACAGACACAUGGGUGUUCACAAGGGCUGCAGCUAAUGAUUAAUAGCUGAAUAAUCUGUCAAUAGGCUUUUAGGCAGUCAAAUAUUAUUUUAAUCCAUUCUUUCUUUAUGGAGGAGUAUCCUCGCAUAUGUUAGAAGUGUCCUGUAGACUUGCAUAAUAUUUUUUGAAAGAUGAAUUUAAAACAUGUUUUACUGCUUUGUUCAGCUCUAGGUUAAAAUAAGGAAUACUUGAAAUGUGGGAUGAGCAGUGAUUCUUUGAACGAGUUCAAAUGAAAAUCUUUGCCCCUUGUGUUUUUAGACAUCUGACUGUAUGGGAUAAAUAUCACCACAAGGUGGAAGCAGUGUAUUUGCUAGAGAGGUGAACUACUACAACCCAGAGAGCUUUUAGGAAUUUUCAAAUUGCAAGGUUCACAAAGUUUGUAAAAAAGACAAUGAAAAUAACCAGACAUCCAAUCUAAAUGUCUUGUUAUUGCUACAGCUCCCCCUGCUGCUUUGGUGGUUCUCCUGUCAUAGGUGCUUUUUAUCUCCUGAUAUCUGAAGGGAGUUAACCUACUACUUCAUCAGUAUCUUCAGGACAAGACGAUAUUCUUUGGAUAUAUAUGAAUUGACAACAAAUUUGUUGUUACUUGUUAUGAAAUAGUAGAUGUCUUUAUUGUAUUAGAUUUCCUAGAACUAUCCCACUGCUAAGGCAUGUACUGUUAAACUGGUUUUCUAUGGAAAUUAAAAUUCAAGGGACUUUAGGGAAAAUAAAUGUUCAUAAAUGUUUUUUUCACAAAUGCUCUUAAAAACAAACAAUAUUAUUUAAUAUUUAGUGCCUCUUUAAAUUAAAAUAAAAUCCGUAAAGAUGUAAAACUACACAUGACCAACGUGUGUAUAUUAGAACCCAGAACCCCACCUUAAUAUACUACUUCUACGGCCCAGUUGUUUAAAAUAGCAUCUAUGUUGAAUUUUACUGAUAAUUUCUGUCUGUGUAAAUACAUUUACAAACAUCAGAAUUUAUUGAAUUUAAGUCAGUUUAAUUCACCUUUAGAAACUCAUUCUCUGUAUAUUCGAAUCAUUAGUUUGUUAAAUAAACAUAAAAAUGUCUUGCUGUAACUCUAAAGUGCACCUGAGUUCUUUUAUCAAUCUGUGAUCAUUUAAAUAAGUUGUGUCUCUUUUCUCAACAGCUUUGCUAAUGUUUGAAGCUUCCUUAUGUCUGGUUAACUCAGCACCAAUUGGGUCAGCAUCUAAGGUUUUGUUUAUAUUAUUUUACUCGUUUGUUUUUUAUGUGCAUGAAAUUUUACUUGAAGCUCUUCUGUGGUUCUAUUUCUUUCUACUGACUUUGAUCACAUUUUUUGUCCCACUUUGUUUUCUUUGGUGGUGUUAUUGUAGUAAAAAUGUAGCAAAACUCAGUCAAUAAUAACUGUAACUUAUCUGGGCUGUAUUUACAUGAUUUAGGACAGUUGGCUAAAGUCAGCUCCAACACAAAGACCAGUUGUUAAGAUGCUCAGUGGAACAAUAUUCCAAAUAGUUUCAUUUUGGCAGAAGCUAAAUUGAUAUCAGUGCUGCAAAAACAAAGGAUGAUACUGAUUUUUACCUUUGAUGAUUCCUGCGAUCAGUUUUUACUUCAGCUGUAGUUUCCAUUCACUUUUUUCAUUGGGAAAAGGGAAAUACGUUGUUGGUACAAAAAGAUUAAAAUCCAGUUUUGUUAGAAAUUCUUCAAUGUUGUGUUUGAAUUGUAUUGUAUGAUUGAGAUUAUUUAGACCUGUUUUUCUUAAGUACCCUUUUAAAAUAAAAUAGUUGCUAUAUUUAAUUGAACUGAAUUCAUCUCUGCAAGGGCUAAAGUUGUUAAGUAUUAUCCCUAAAGAUGGGCUUGUGGCAUCAGCAACACUUCAGAUGGUGGUAUGAGGACUGGCUCAUUCAAGAUGCUACAGCAACAGCCAUGAGAUGGUGCUGGAAACUGCCUGCAGAGAUAACAUGGUCCCUGCCAGCAACUGUUAGAGGCUAUGUAGAGAUGUGCUUUGACCGGCGGCAGGUUACAGAGAGCUGGCGAGUGCUGUGAUGGAUGCCAUGGUGCCUGCCUGGAACUGUCCCAAACUUCCACAGGCUUUAAGGAGAUGCCAUGAGCAGACAGAGGCUGCAGGUAUAGAUGCCACUCCAAGUCCCUGCAGAUUAUCUACCAGAUACCUAAACAAUAUCCACAUACUUCAUUGAUGUUUUUGUUAAAUUAUGUAGAUAUUUGGGGGUUUUUUAUGUUCAGGGUGUUUUUUAAAAGUCUUAAAUAUUCAGGUGUUUAUUGGUGCAAUUAGAUAAUUUUUUUAUAAAAAUAAAAUUCAGUUUCUCUACUGCACCCAAGACAUCCUGUCAGAACAACUUCCUCUUUGUGGUCCAAACAACUCAAACUGGUGCUGUGUUUAGUUCUGCUGGUGAACAAAAUCAGAAACCACAACUUAAAGUCAACUUCAUAUGAUUUGAUAAUGUUGGAAAAAUGUAUAAAAAUGAUCAUUGUUUAGUUUAAACUAGGGUUAUGUUUUAAGUUCUACUCUAGUGAAGAUGAUUCCUGUGAUUGUUUUUUAGUGUGUAAAAGGGAGUGGAGAGUUAAGGAAUACGGUCUGGAGUGGAUCACUCUCUGGACAUGACAAGCUUAUACCAUAUAUGGGAAUGACUACUUUUUAUGUUGAAAUCUCUGUAAGAAUUGGCUGAACCGAUUCCCACUUUUUACUUGUAAGAAUGUGAGUUGUAAAUAAAAGGCUGGUGCAAGGACUUCUUCCUUUGUGAAAAGGAAGUCGCUGUUCUGCAGAGGACUGUCUCUGCCUUGCAAGUCAAACUUACUUGGUUCAUCUGUGCCUUAUUCAUACACUUGUCUGUAAUUAUCAGCUUUUUAACUCCAACAGGUAAUAAAAACUCAUUUCAUCCAUU